AUGAGUCGCAAAUGCAGAACCCUUUUGUCGAUAACCUUAAACUUUUUUGCUCUGUUUUUCGCAAUAACAGCGUUUAUCACAACGUACUGGUGCGUGGGGACCCAGAGAGUCCCUAAGCCCAAGUGCAGCAAGCUGCGGACUCACCAGUGUAUAGACUACGGAGUCAACGAGACAGACCCCAACAAAGUGGUGUACAGCUGGGAGACUGGGGACGACAGGUUCCUGUUCAGGCAGUUUCACACCGGCAUCUGGUUCUCCUGCGAGGAAAACAUCCACGAUGAAAGUGAGAGAUGCCGGAGUUUCAUUGACUUGGCCCCUGCUUCAGAGAAAGGGAUUCUGUGGCUAUCACUGGUCUCUGAGAUGCUGUACAUCAUUCUCCUGGUUGUAGGCUUCAGCCUCAUGUGUUUAGAUCUGGUCCACUCCAGCAACGUCAUUGAUGGACUCAAACUCAACGCCUUUGCUGCUGUCUUCACUGUGCUCUCAGGUCUUCUUGGCAUGGUGGCUCAUGUGAUGUACACACAGGUCUUUACAGUCACUGUCAGCUUUGGCCCCCCUGAGUGGAGGCCCUACAACUGGGACUACGGCUGGUCCUUCUGCAUAGCGUGGGCAUCCUUCACCUGCUGCAUGGGAGCAUCAGUCACCACCCUUAACUCCUAUACAAAGACUGUAAUUGAGUUCAGACACAAACGAAAAACCUUUGAGCAAGGCUUCCGGGAGGAGCAAGCACGAGAGGCUUUUGAAUAUUACCGGGAACACUCUGUGCCCUCUAUCUCCAAAUCUGUGGAGGUUUAUACGAGCCAGACCCUAAAAAGUGGCAGAAAAACUCCCAUACCUGCUGACUCUCUGGACCUGACUGACUGUGCAAGAUCCUUAGGGGAAGAACAGUGCUGA
Messenger RNA from Cheilinus undulatus (humphead wrasse), 891 nucleotides. Its product is annotated as germ cell-specific gene 1-like protein. The record is from RefSeq and is a predicted model, not a curated record. The transcript has 5 exons. Bases 1 to 891 code for a protein of 296 amino acids. NCBI's taxonomy places the organism in Eukaryota, Metazoa, Chordata, Actinopteri, Labriformes, Labridae. Gene Ontology annotation, cellular component: plasma membrane.